Effrenium voratum is the source of this 1023-nucleotide messenger RNA. The record is from the annotation of a GenBank genome assembly. Lineage: Eukaryota; Dinophyceae; Suessiales; Symbiodiniaceae.
CGGAGAGCGAUCCGAUUCCCUGGAGCCUCAUGAGCGGGCGCAAGCGCCGAAAAGCCGAUGUGGUGCCGCAGCUGGCAUCCAGCGCUGCCACGCUGGAGGGCUUUCACCAGGCCUUUGGCUGGCACCAGGUGCUCUUUGUGCCCAGGCGAGGUGCAUGCACCAAGCGUGGGAGAGUGGGGCUCGCCACCUUGCGGCGACUCUAUGCGGCCUAUCCUGCCGUGAUGCGCCGAGCAUUCAGCCUGGAGAGCGGGCGGCGGCCGGCGCCAGAGACUCUUCAGAAGCUCUUGGCUCAGAGGCCGCCCCCAGGUUCCUGGUAUGCCUCAUUUGUUUUGCAGCGCAGCAAGUGCGCCCUGGAGCAGUUCCUGGCGCAAGCACUGCCAGAGGGCGUGCCAAACUUCUUGAGGCCGAAUGGCAAGGCCAAGGCCAAGGCUCCUCGACAUUCCCGGGCUGCCUGGGUCUUCUUUGGCAGGAACAGUGGGCAGCGGGCCUUGCGAGGGCGGCCUGAGCACACUGAUGCCAUUCAGCACAGCGGUACAUGGCAUGUGCAGCUGAAGGGGGAGAAGGUCUGGACCUUGUCCCCCACAGCUGAGCUGCAGAAGCAGGUGCCAUCUCUGAAGGGUGCUGGCCGUGUGCGCGUGCACUGCAAGGAGGGCGAUGUCUUGUGUAUCAACACUCGACUCUGGUGGCACAAGACGCACAUACCUCCCAACUGCAAGCUGUCGAUGAGUGUUGCACGCGACAUGUACCUGGACGGCACUCGCCCUGGUGCCUGUGACAUGACCAACGUGGAAGGCCACUACGCGCUGAGACCCAUCCGAAAGGGUGCGGUCAUCUUCACAGAGGAGGAGGCUCCACAGCUGCAGCUGCCGAGGAGCUCUGAUGCCAACUGCGAGCUGCAGGAAAGCCAGAGCGGAGGGCUGGUGGUGGCGGCGAAGCGAGCGGUCAAGAAAGGCGAGUGGUUCUCUCUCAGUGACAGUGAGGAGGAGGCCCCACGCGCUCGCAAGCGGAAGCGCUGACGUGCGA